Frieseomelitta varia is the source of this 1303-nucleotide messenger RNA. RefSeq names its product protein YIF1B (gene Yif1). The transcript has 4 exons. NCBI's taxonomy places the organism in Eukaryota, Metazoa, Arthropoda, Insecta, Hymenoptera, Apidae. Gene Ontology annotation, cellular component: Golgi membrane; COPII-coated ER to Golgi transport vesicle; endoplasmic reticulum-Golgi intermediate compartment. The record is from RefSeq and is a predicted model, not a curated record. The coding region runs from base 190 to 1176 and encodes 328 amino acids. Gene Ontology annotation, biological process: endoplasmic reticulum to Golgi vesicle-mediated transport.
AAUGAUAAAAUCACUAUAUAUCAAGAGUGGGAGUAUUCGCAACGAAUGACGGAGUAUAGGGACGUGUAGCAUGAAUUGUUUUUAUGUUUCUUUGUGAAAAUAAUCGGGUCUCAGCCCGCAAGUUAUAGAAUUUUCAUUAGUAUCUGGUAUUUUUGAAUAAGCAAUUCAAGAAAUUCAAUUAAAAAAAUCAUGAAUUAUAAUCAUUCAAGCCCACGACGAGGAAAGCCAAAGAGAUUAAUUGAUCCAUCUGCUGGUUUAUCUGCAUCAACACCAAUGCCAAUGCAAAUGCCAAUGCCUCAAAGUCCUUAUAUGUAUAACCAGCAGCAAAUUCCUAUGGAUAAUGGUAUGGCACCUGAAUAUGGAUUUAAGCCUCAGCCAUAUGGAUAUACUUCACCACCAAUGCAACAUUAUCAGCCUCCUGAAAAUCUUGGUGACGAUUAUGCAUCACCACAAUUUGCUACGCAAUUAUUGACACAGCCAAUGGUUACAAACAUGGCUGUACAAUAUGGAAAUGCUUUGGUCGGAUCUGGAAAACAGCAAUUUGAAAGAUAUGUGCCAGUUUCAGCUUUGAAAUACUAUUUUGCUGUUGACACCAACUAUGUUAUUGCGAAGCUAGCUCUGUUGUUUUUCCCGUUCGCGCAUAAAGACUGGUCUGUGAAGUAUGAACAAGAUGCUCCACUUCAACCACGUUUUGAAACAAAUGCACCAGACAUGUAUAUUCCAACAAUGGCAUUUUUGACAUAUGUAGUUUCAGCUGUAUUAGUUUCAGGAACUCAGGAACGUUUUACCCCAGAACAGUUAAGUAUUUUGGCUAGUACUGCUCUUGCGUGGGGAGUUAUAGAAUUAAUCGUGCACAUUGUAACUCUUUAUGUGAUGAACCUUGAAACGAGUCUUUCAACAUUAGAUUUAUUAGCUUACUGUGGUUACAAAUACGUCGGUAUGAAUGCAGCCCUGUUGAUUUCAUUAGUAUUUCGAAAAUUUGGCUAUUAUCUAGUGUGGUUGUACUGCAGUGCGUCUUUAGCAUUUUUCCUAAUGCGGUCGUUGAAAUUAAGAGUCAUUCCACAAAACCAUAGCCCGUACACAGCUUCUGGCAAUAAAAGGAGACUCUACUUCAUAUUAUUUGUAGCAGCUAUUCAACCUGUACUAAUGUGGUGGUUAUCGUAUCACUUGGUUUAAGUAAUAAUCACACAGAAAAAAAAAUUGAAAAUGCGUUUCAAUGAGAAACGAAAUAUGUACGAGGUAUAUUUAUUUGAUUAUUCAUACAUCGUAUGUGCAUUUUUGUAAUAAAAAUCCCUUCCAAAUA